Messenger RNA from Glossina fuscipes, 3759 nucleotides. RefSeq names its product calcium/calmodulin-dependent protein kinase kinase 2. The record is from RefSeq and is a predicted model, not a curated record. Gene Ontology annotation, molecular function: ATP binding; calcium/calmodulin-dependent protein kinase activity; calmodulin binding. Gene Ontology annotation, biological process: positive regulation of protein kinase activity; protein phosphorylation; intracellular signal transduction. The coding region runs from base 1457 to 3367 and encodes 636 amino acids. The transcript is spliced from 9 exons. Gene Ontology annotation, cellular component: cytoplasm. NCBI's taxonomy places the organism in Eukaryota, Metazoa, Arthropoda, Insecta, Diptera, Glossinidae.
AAUAUUAAUUAGUUCUUUGCGUUCCAGCAAAAAUAAAGGGAAUGCAGAAGAAACAACAAAAUGCCCAUAAUUUAAAGUAUUAUAAAUAAACAAAGUAAAUUGUGCGUUAACACAAUCAACGAAGAGUUGAAGUUGAAAGGGAAACGUGUGAAAAGUAAAAAGAAAAUUGCGCGAUCAAAGUUAUAUAGGUUAAGUAUUAAGAAAACAUUAUUGAAAAUCGAAAAGAAUUUUAGUGAACUAAUUGUGAGCACUUAUACAUAGCACUUUUACAUAGCAACAGUAGCAAAUAAUUAAUGAUAAUAAUAAUCAUAUGAACAUCUUUUGCACUGCUUUUGAAAGUCUUAUAAAAAAGAACAACACGGUGAUGCGGUGAAAGUAUUGUUUGAUAUACAAAUGUAACAAUUCCGGUUCCGUUUAGCAAGUCAAUAUUGACGCUUUAUCAAAGAACAAAGAACAGCAGUCAUAUGCACAUACGUAUACAUCAGGCAGAACGGCUUACGAAAUAUUUCAAAAACUGGCAAGUUCUUUUAUUUAUUGCCAGCACGCUUUUAGAGCGAAAGUGAAGGUGGAGCAUUUCGUUGGUUUGUUGUUUCGUGCGCUUCGCAUCGAUUAAAAACAGCUGUAAAAUUGAAUAUUAUUAGGAAGAACGAAAAUUAAUUUCACAAAGUAUUCGAAAGCCGAUAUGAUUACGAAACUGCAGAUAUGCGUUAAGUUCGCAGAAUAAGUGGACAAAACUAGUUGGAUAAAAAUGUUUUUUAUUUUUUUUGUUUUCUCCCCCAUGCAUAUGUACACAUAUAUAAAAAAUAAGAAGUGAUGCAGUUGGGGAUAUGUGUUCGUAUACGUUUUCGGUUGUGUGUUCUGUGUGUGGAUGUGUGUGCAUGUGCUUGUUGACAUAACAAUUAUUUGCACCGACCUUAUACGCCAAUAAAUUGAAUGGAAGAUGUGCGAGCUGUUAAGAGAAAAAAUCUGGAUUUACAGUGGAAUAUAAAUAAAUUAUUUUGCAUUAUCGUAAUAAAAAUGGAAAAAAAGUGUUAUUUCAAAUCAGGAAACAAUAAAAAACAAACUGUGUUUACAUUUUCGCUUCCCUUUAAUAAAAUUGAAGAUAAAUUAAACUCAUUAAAAAGAAAUCGAUUGUUGACAUAUGAUGUAUUUGGAAAUUCGAUGAGACGCCCUUUCAAAAUCAGUGAUAUAGCCCUUUGCGUCCUCUGCUUCUUUCAUAUUAUGGCCAGUAAGUCGAUGAUAUAUGCAAAAAAAUACAUUAUAAAAAAAUUAAUUGCAUAAACUCGAAUAAUAAUUUAAUGCGAAGGAUAUUUUGAAGAUCUUUGCUUUGAAAACAGGAUUAUUUGCCAAAUCGUAAACAUACAUAAAUGUGCCUGAAUGUUUACAUUCAGAACACAAUUAAAAAGAAAAACGGCAUCAAAACAUCGUUUGAAUUAAAACAUUGUACAGGUGUACAAUGGAGGACCGGUUGAGUGAUAAACAAGGCGAAAUGGAAGGACUUUGCCGAGAUAUUAAAACCAAUUUAGGCCAAGAAAAUGGAAGGUUAUUAAGUAAUUCGAAACAUGAAUCUGAGCGACGCGCAUGGAGAGAGAAAGAUAUAUUUGAAAAAGGUAAUGGAAUAAGGGAAGGCAGCCAGAAAUCUGAAGAAUCGGUUGAGUGUAAUUUGACAGACUUAAGCACAAUAAAAAACGCACAAAGAAAACAAAAUGAUGAUUUUAUAAAAAAAUCCUGUAGUUAUAACGAGGAAAACGUUAAUUUACACGAUCCAUCGGUCGAAAGAUGCGGAGAUAGUGCAAACAUUCGAAAGGAGGCAAUAAGCGAACAUUUGGCUGAGAUGCCAUACGAUACAAGCCAGUGUGGAAAACGCGCCGACAUCGUAUCACCUGAAAGAGAAGUCAACGAAAAUGUUCAACAGGAUGCGAAAAACAUAUCAAUAGAUGAUGAUGAUGAAUGCUGUGAUAAAAGAAAUAUUGAAUCUAGACUUGAAGACUUAGAUAUGGACCAUCGCACCCGGACAAUGCUAAAGGGGGGGCUAGACUUAAAAACGCAAUCCGUCGAAGUACGGCCGAUCUUUCCAAACGUUCCGUAUAGCCCUUACGCAAGUCCUUGUAAUAGUCCUCAAUCAAACAGACGUAGGCCGCCUCUGCGUGAAUCUAGACGCGUUUCUAUCGAACAAAGCGGAAGUUUCCUACAAUUAAAUCAAUAUAAAUUAUUGGAUCAAAUCGGUCAGGGAUCUUAUGGGCUAGUGAAGUUAGCCUAUUCUGAAGAAGAUUCAACACACUACGCUAUGAAAAUUUUAUCCAAACGUCGCUUGUUACGACAAACAGGCUUUAUAAAACGUGGUCCAAAAAAAGUUACUUCGCCAUUGGAUCGAGUCUAUCGGGAAAUCGCUGUGUUAAAAAAACUUGAUCAUCCAAAUGUUGUAAAACUAGUUGAAGUCCUUGAUGAUCCAGUUGAAGAUUCUUUGUAUAUGGUUUUCGAAUUGGUUAAACAAGGGGAAAUCUUAGCUGUGCCAACUAAAAAUCCACUAAGUGAGGAAAGAGCUUGGCAAGUCUUCAGAGAUACCUUGAUGGGAUUAGAGUAUUUGCAUCACCAGCGCAUUAUUCAUGGUGAUCUUAAGCCCGGAAAUUUGUUACUGACCGAUUGCGGUCGCGUUAAAAUCGCUGAUCUGGGAGUAUGCAAUGAAUUCAUUGGAGAAAGUGCGAUCAUAACGAGCGGUUCUAUUGCAGGGACACCUGCCUUUCGAGCACCGGAGACAUUAAAUAUUGGUCAGCCAAACAUUUAUUGUGGAAAAGCAGCAGAUAUCUGGGCUUUAGGAAUAACACUCUACGCCUUAGUGUUUGGAAAUGUUCCUUUCGCACACAAUUCGAUCCCAAUUUUAUAUGAAAAGAUCAGAACCGAAUGCGUUCAUUAUCCUGACGCUCCUAUUAUCAGCACCGAGCUUCGGGAUUGUAUCGAAAGGAUGCUAAAGAAAGGGCCUGCUGAGCGUAUCACUUUACCGCAAUUAAAGAUGCUUAAAUGGGUAACUAAAGAUGGUAUGCAGCCUUUGCCAAGUGAAGAGGAAAACUGUAGAUUGGUUCAUGUAGGCGAUGAUGAAAUGAACGGAGUCGUUCGAAGUAUACCAAAAUUAGAUACUUUAAUCCUGAUCAAAACUAUGUUGAAGAAACAUUCGUUUGGGAACCCAUUCUCUAAAGGUAGAUCAAAAACUGGUGGAUCUCGUUUCGAGCGUUUUGCAAAUGCGGGACGAUCAAAUUCUGCGCCUAGCUCAUGUAACUUAUUUUCUGAUAGGCCAUCAUCCGGUGAUAAUAUUCUUCCAGCUUUAACGGAGAUAUCAGGUUCAUAUAGCACAAACGAGGAAUUACAAUAACUUAUACAUAUUUACAAAUGAACACAAAAAUAUGUGCGCACAAUUCCGUGAUUAUAAUCGCUCUGAUUUUAAACGACCUUGGGGACUAAUUUAUGAGUCCUUAAAACGAAAUCGUAAUUCUCAUUUUUCGAACUGGAUUAAGAUUGAUCUGAGCAAACCAAUCAACAGUUUGAGGAAAAGGAACAAAAUAAAACACUUUUAUAGAACUCUUACGAUCAUCGCUAUAACGCGCACAUACACAUUAAAGACUUCAUAUUGAGUGGAAGUACUUGCACGUACGCAUUUCCGCAUUUCUACGUUAAUUCUAAGAGGGAAAUUAAUUGCUUUGCAAAAAAUAUUUUAAUGCGCGCCAAGUCCAUUAUUACCAUUGUUGAAAAAAAUUUUAAUCGUAU